Messenger RNA from Exophiala viscosa, 1147 nucleotides. RefSeq lists its product as uncharacterized. The record is from RefSeq and is a predicted model, not a curated record. The transcript is spliced from 2 exons. The coding region runs from base 1 to 744 and encodes 247 amino acids. Lineage: Eukaryota; Fungi; Ascomycota; Eurotiomycetes; Chaetothyriales; Herpotrichiellaceae.
AUGGACGUUGGACUCUCGGGCUUUACAGCUGUCAAUGUUGGAUCUAAUUAUGAAGAACCCGAGGAUCUGCACGAAUACUUCUCUCUGCAAGCUCCACCGAACAGCAACAUACAACGAAAGCCAGCAGCAUUAGAUGAUACGACAGCACCAAUGAUGUUGAAACGCUUGAACCAUUCCUUUCUGCUGGCUGAGGUCACUGUCUCGGCAGACUUCGCCAUGGAUCAUGACCAAGCUGGACUAGUCAUUUUCGCCGGCGCAUUGCCGAGCCCAUCUAUAGCACAGUCGCCAGUCGCGCGAAGAAGAUCACGAGUCGGGAGCGAGACACUCGCGACAGGGAAAUGGGCCAAGGCAGGACUAGAGUUCGCCAGAGGAGAACUCCACGCAGCUUCGUCGGUCGCAAUAUCAACGUGUGGUGCCGACUGGUGUUCUUCAGCACGUAUGCCCUCACCAUUGACCACUUUCGACCCAUUUUCAUUAUUUGAACGAGUGGAGGAAUCUCUGUGGAUCUCGUACGAAAUCCCGACCUACAACCAGUCACAAUCAGACUAUUAUCAGGAUGCAGAAGUCCUAGGCUCGCGAUGGAAGCAGAUGCGGGAGAUCAUGGGUUUCUUCGGUGGUGUCGAGCAAAAAGGUAAUACUUGGGUGGGAUGUUAUGCCAGCCGACCCAUGGACUUUCAACCGAGCAACAGUUGGGAAGAAGUGGAUGAAUUGAUAGCCGAGUUUGAAGAUCUGGACAUCUUAUGAAGUCCUUGAUCAGGUUUAAUACGUGGAACGGCGUUACGCGGGGAAAAUGGCGGCCGUGGUCUUCUCGGAGCAGAGAAAGCAGGCUUUCGCUGGCGAUACCUGGUAGUGGUGUAGACGCUGUUUAGGUGUUGAGCAGAUACCACCGAGUCCCAUGAGGAGUAAACCUGCAUUGGAAGAUUUGACGCUACAUUCAUAUAUUGACAUCGUAAAGCAUAAGUCUCAUCGUUCGUUAGCAUGUUCGAUGCUUAGUAUUGAGCGUCAUCAUAACAACGGUCGCAUGGAACUGGCGCAUUUGUUCAGACCACUUCAUCCACGACAUGGCACGAACAUGUCCCCUUGACCAUCUGACAUUGGCGGCAGUGGACAAACCAGACAACUGAAAGCAUACUCUGGGCCCCUCUGA